Molecule: messenger RNA, 916 nt
Organism: Malurus melanocephalus (red-backed fairy wren)
Lineage: Eukaryota; Metazoa; Chordata; Aves; Passeriformes; Maluridae
Gene: PLA2G1B
Product: phospholipase A2 group IB
Exons: 4
Coding region: 441-884 (147 amino acids)
Biological process (GO): arachidonate secretion; lipid catabolic process; phospholipid metabolic process
Molecular function (GO): signaling receptor binding; phospholipid binding; calcium ion binding
Source: RefSeq, a predicted model, not a curated record
GGAAUUACACCAGGAGAACUCAUGGAGAGAUACAGAAUUAAUAAGUGGGAUACCAUAAAAAGAGGAUGCAAGUAUUAGYGGCAGGUGGUUAUUAGUGUGCCAGAAAUUUCUAAUUCAACUACCACACUGCUAUUAUUUUUUAGUUAAGACCCCUUACAAAUAUCUAGAUCUUUCAGGCUGACUUCUAAUAGUAGCACUACAAGAAUUUAAUAGCAAAAACCUAGAGAGCAAAUAUUUGCCUUUCCGGCUUUCAUGGAUUUAACUCAAUUGGCCUUCAACUGGUCACGCCACAACCUGCYGCCCACAGCCUCUGAUGGAAGGAGUCUGCAUUUAGUAACAUAAAUACUGGCUGCUUUAUCUCAUACCCAUGUCAAGGUGAGCCUGUCAUAUAAAGAGACCCAUUUCCCUUAGCACCAGUCUCUGUAUCAAGUCCUGCGAGAAUGAAGUUCCUGGCCCUGCUUUUCCUGCUGUCAGUGGGUGCAGCCAGCACCGAGGUCUCGCCCCGGGCCGUGUGGCUGUUCCGCAGCAUGAUCAAGUGCACCCUGCCGAGCAGCCACCCGCUGCUGGACUUUGCUGACUACGGCUGCUACUGCGGCUUGGGGGGCAGCGGCACUCCGGUGGACGAGCUUGACAGGUGCUGCCAAAUACAUGAUAACUGCUACACAGAGGCAAAGAAGAUMGAAUCCUGCCGAUUCUUCCUGGACAACCCCUACACUAAACUGUACCGUUACAGCUGCUCUGAUGGGCAGAUCACAUGUAGCAGCAAGAACAAGGAGUGCGCCAUGUUCAUCUGCAACUGCGACCGCGCCGCUGCCAUGUGCUUCGCCAAGGCGCCCUACAACCCCAAGCACAAGGAGCUGGACACAGAUAAAUACUGCAAAUAAUCGCACUCGUGCCUCAAGGCGGCCGCAGGACC